Molecule: messenger RNA, 4128 nt
Organism: Melitaea cinxia (Glanville fritillary)
Lineage: Eukaryota; Metazoa; Arthropoda; Insecta; Lepidoptera; Nymphalidae
Product: adenylate cyclase type 2-like
Exons: 21
Biological process (GO): intracellular signal transduction; cAMP biosynthetic process; adenylate cyclase-activating G protein-coupled receptor signaling pathway
Molecular function (GO): adenylate cyclase activity
Source: RefSeq, a predicted model, not a curated record
AUGUUGGCAAUGAAAGAGGAUAUAAAAACAACCAUUAUAAAUAAUUUAAAGGAAAAAUGUUCAUAUUUAGAGACAAAACAGGAUCUGUUUGAAACUAAACUUCAACAACAAAAUACAGCAAAAAAGAACUUCGACAGAUAUUUGCGACGCCGCAAAAAUCGAAUUGAUGCAGCUCACCUUAUGGUGGAAUGUGUCAGAAAUGAAGAUAUUAGAAAUGAUAUGCUGCAAAUAACUCAAAAUUUUAUAGAGCUUGAAGGCUGUAAUUCAAUUUUGGCUUAUCGUCUCUCAGAACCGGCUAAGCUAUUGUACAAGAUUACGUUACUUUUAUAGGAUGAUGAUGCACUGUCGCGGACAACGGGCUCUGUUGUACUUCAAGUAGGAGCCUUGGAAUUACUAGCUCGGUAUUCUAUGAAUUCUGGCAGAGCAACCAGCGUGCUGUCAUCUCUCCAUGAGUUCAGGACUCAAGAGGCUGAGCAGAGUGGUGGGAAACAGUGGAACUGGAAGUAUUUGAGGGAUCAAUUUUAUCAAAAAGAUCUCGAAGGGUUAUAUCGAAAAUAUGACGACAAAUUGAGAGAAAUACUGAUAUUUAUUUAUGUAUUACUUUUAACAUUGUUUUCAACAAUUCACCUCGUUGUAGUAUUAGCUACUACUCAGGAACAGCAAAUACAAUGGAUAUCAACUUAUUUAUCACUGGGAAUGUAUUUCUUAAGAAUUGUUAUGCCAAUAAUAUCAUUCAUUAAAUGUUUAUACGUCCCUCUUAAGAAGAAAUGGUUUUGGAUUCCAAUUUUAAUCACGUUUUUUCUAACAGCUGAUCUUGUUAUAUCAGAUGUAACCGUUGCGAUAUACAGCUCAUUCGAGGGAGCAGCUUUAAGGCCAGCAUACUCGACGAUGGCAUUACUCUCGGUAUAUAUAUUUUUACCGAUGAGAAACAAUUAUCUAGCGAUAAUCUUGGGUGUUCUUGUCAGCAUUGUUUACGUGUUUGUUUUAUCUUUUGUUACUUAUUAUGACGACCCAAACAUUGAGAUAGAGGUUGCAUGUGAGGUUAUCUAUCUAAUUGGCGUUAAUCUCAUGGGUAUAUAUUUUCGACUGAUGAAUGAGAUAGUCACGCGACGUUCGUUUUUAGACAGACGGGCCUGCAUUGAAAGUACUUUGAGGCUUAAAUUCGUUAAAGAUCAAGAGGAACGUCUCAUGCUGAGUAUUCUGCCUGAACAUAUCGUAUCCCGAGUGAGACAAGAUAUAAGGAAUAUGUUUCUAGACAUCCGAUCGCAGAGCCAAAGUCACAACAUGAAAUCUUUCAGUCAGCUGUACGUAGAAGAACAUGACAAUGUCAGCAUAUUGUACGCAGAUGUCGUAAACUACACAAAAAUAUCUACAACUUUAUCCCCAAUGAGGAUGGUGGAACUGCUAAACGAACUUUUUGGGAGGUUCGACGAGGCUUCGGAGGAACACGACGUACUGCGGAUAAAAUUUUUAGGAGACUGUUACUAUUGUGUGAGCGGAAUCCCAAAACCAACGGAACUGCAUGCGAAAAACUGCGUUGAUCUUGGACUAGAAAUGAUUCAUAUAAUAAAAGACGUAAGAGAAAAGCGCUCCUUGAAUAUUGAUAUGAGAAUUGGUGUGCACUCGGGGAAAAUCUUAAGCGGUUUGAUCGGCAUUCGAAAAUGGCAAUUCGAUAUCUGGUCUAAGGACGUCACUAUAGCGAAUAAAAUGGAAUCGACGGGAAAAGCUGGCAAAGUGCACGUAACAAAGCAGACCCUGGAGCUGUUGUUGGACUACGCUAGAGAAUAUAUCAUUGAACCGAACUUUGCGUCUCAAAGCGACCCAUUUGUAAUUAAGAAUAAACUAGAAACAUUUCUGCUUUCGAGACCACCGAAGCCUCCAGCGGACUAUAAGCCGUUCCGAAGGGCUUCCGUUGGCUUCAACAAGAUAAUUACAACGCGCUCACGCGGUAGACGAUCGGAAAAUAGAAAUUCAUCAACGUUUCGUAGAACGACAGCUUUCAUGGAUGAAAAUCUAGUGGAGUACCAACAGAUGCUUAAAGCGGCAGACGCUCAAAUGGCCAAAGAAAUCGAAAAUAUGACUAAUGGAAAAGAGAAUCUAAAGCAUGAAUCAAGAUUGAACAGAAUAACUUUAAUGUUCAAAAAUUUGCAACUAGAAAAAACAUUCCUAGUUCAACCGGAUCCACUAUUCAAAUAUUAUACAACGUGCUGCCUCGUAGUAUUGAUCUUAAUCUCUAUUAUCAAUGGACUUACAACAAAGCGGUUUUACGAACUCACAUGGUACGCAAAAGUAUUGUACUCGCUUUUAGUGAUUGUAUUAAUAUUAAUACAGCCAAUAAGUUGGUUCCAAUUCGUGUGGUCAAAACAUAAAGGUAUCGACGAACCAAAAAAUCGAUGGUUGCGCCGUAUUUACGACCUUUCUGUGACACUCAUUAAAUCAGCAAAUAUAAGAACAGCAGUGUACCUUAUCAUAAGUCUGGGUCUUGCAACUACUUCAAUGAUAAACGUUAUUGCUUGCUCUAAUUUUGAAGCAGCACCUUUAAGAUUUACUGCUCUGGCAGACUGUGCGUCGUCAUGGCAUGUAACACAAUGCUGGAGUUUGGCGUUACUUUUGAACUUUUUAUUCAGUAGAGUAUUUUUCAUUUUCAAAUGGAUUGUCGCCGGUGGAAUGACCAUUUUCUACCUGUGGUUUGUUUGGGAAGUUAAAUCUUCACUUUUCUGUGUAGAUCACACUUGGAAUGUGGGUUUGGAUUCGCGAAUAUCUCAUACAUUAUCAGUUGUUUUUAUAACUAUUACAUUAUACUGGAUUGACAGAACCACAGAAUAUAGGAAUCGUUUAGAUCACUUGUGGCAAAUACAAUUGUCUGAGGAACAGGAAGAGGCGCAGACAAUGUUGAAAGUAAACAAUAUGCUUCUAGAAAAUAUUUUACCUGCUCAUGUAGUUCAAGUGUAUUUGGAUUUGAACAGAUCUUUAGACGAAUUGUAUUACGAGAAAUAUGAUAAUGUGGCAGUUAUGUUCGCUUCUCUGACAGACUACAAAUUAGGCCUCGAAAGCGACGCCGAAUUGAGCGAUAAAUUCGUUCUUAGUAUAUUGGACGAGGUCAUAUCUGACUUUGAUCGGCUUCUCCUUACCGGUACCUCGACACACAAAAUAGAAAAAAUUAAAAUGGCUGGUUGGACGUAUAUGGCAGCUUGUGGGUUAGACCCUAGUCGACGUGACUCAUUUGACUCUACUUCUCACACUUCAGUUUUCGAUAGAGCAAAAAAUACCCCGUACAACCAAGCUAUCGUAGUAACGAUGGUAGAAUUCGCUGCCGCAAUGAUGAUGCAGUUGCAAACAUUUAAUCGUGGUUCUUUUCAAAGUUUCGAAGGACUAAACCUACGAAUAGGUAUAUCUAACGGCGAAGUUGCGGCAGGUGUUGUUGGAUCACUUAAGCCUCUUUAUGAUAUUUGGGGCAAUGCUGUCAAUAUGGCAUCACGAAUGGAUUCUACUGGGGAAACGGGUAGAAUACAAGUGACUGAAAAUACUGCAUUAAUUUUAGACGAAUGUGGAAUUUUAACAAGUUACAGAGGAGAAACGUUCGUAAAAGGCAGAGGCUAUGUUAAAACAUAUUUCGUACCAUUAGAUGACAAUUUUAAUUUAGUGAAAAAACAAACCAGCUCAGAAUAUUUUAGAUCGGAUGUAGGGCAAUAUUACAUUGCUAGAAAUACAAUGCUUAGUGAUACUUCUGCAGAGACAAUUUCUGAUACUAUAUCAAGGAAUUCUAAUUACGAUGUAAGAAAUAGGUCGACUGAUAAUAAUAUUAUGUAUCAAUAUGAUGACGGUAAUUAUUAUGAAAGCUUUAACAGACUACAACGAUCUAUUAGUUACGUAGACAGUAUUGACAAUGUUAUUAGUAUACCACCAAUAGAUGAUCUAAGUGAUUCUUCCUCUGAACCUGAAGUUAUUGAAACUCGUUGUUAAUGUAUUAUUUCAUGAUUGUUAUUUUCGAAUGUUUAUAAAAUAAGUAUUUAUGAAUUAAUUUAUAUUUAUAAGUAAGGUUGUGUGUGACAAUGUAGGUUUUUUUUUCGUUAAGAAAUGUUAAUAGAUGUAAAGUCAAAAUAUAAUAAAAUUUAGUUUUAGUAAGAA